AAGAGGUCAUGCUCACACGACCACCAUCAUCUAUUUCUAACUUUUGGCUCAGGCAAAAUGCGAGACGAAAAGAAGGAAGGCAUUUUGGGUCAUCGGCCAGCUGAAGUGCAUACAACAAAUCAUACGAGAACCAAAGGUCGGCGCGUAAGGACGUGGCUAUUAGCAGUGUUGAUAUUGGCAAUCUAUACUUGGUCAUUGAAUCGGUCCAAUAUCUUCUUUCAAGAGACCGAAAGCGAGCCGAUCUGCCCUCAAGAAGCUCCAUGGCAGCCUAGUUCCAAGCAAAACAUACCUGCACCACCAUCCAAAGAGAUCCUUGCUAAACUUUUAUCGGGCGCCGUUCAAGUGAAUACAACCGGAUUUGAUGAUUCACCUCCCGUUUCUGCUGAUCCAGGAAGAUGGGAUGCAAUCUUUUCGCCCUUUCGCAAAUAUCUCUAUAGUGCUUUCCCAGAAGUGCACUUUUCACCUUCAAUCACGCUUGAACGUGUAAAUGAACAUGGAUUGCUGUAUACUUGGCAAGGAUCUCAGAAAGAUCUUAAGCCAAUCAUCUUUACCGCGCAUCAAGAUGUCGUCCCUGUUGAUCCAGAUACGCUGAACAGAUGGGACUAUGGUGCGUUUUCUGGCCAUAUAGAUCUCGAAAAAGGUUUGAUUUACGGAAGAGGUGCCUCGGAUGAUAAAGCUUCACUUAUCAUGUUACUUGCUUCUGUGACUGAGCUUCUAAAGGCGGGUUUCAAACCAAGUCGUACCAUUGUUUUGGCUUUCGGAUUCGAUGAAGAGAGCUCAGGUACAGAAGGGGCGCCUUAUCUCAACAAACGAUUAGAAGAGUUGUACGGAUCUCACAAAGACGGAAAAGGUGCAUAUAUGCUAAUCGAUGAAGGCAAUAGCGUUGAUUCAGACAUGCACGGUAUAUCUGUCGCUGAACCUGCUGUAGCAGAAAAGGGAUAUUUGGACGUCAAACUAUCCGUUCAUACUCCCGGUGGUCAUUCUUCCGUUCCGCCAAAGCAUACUUCGAUAGGAUAUUUGAGCAAGAUUAUCUCACAUAUAGAAGAUAAUCCACACAAGAUUGAAGUCAAAAUUCAAGAGGAUAACAAAGGUGGCGAUUCUCCUGCUUUGCAAUCCUUACUUUGCAUUCGAGAUGCGCCUCAACUACGUAAAACCGGUUUGGGAAUCGCCUUGAGCAAAUUCGCAGCUGCCAGGAAGCAUCUUGAAAAGGUCAAGGCAAAAUCUAGCUGUAUGAAAUCUUAUCGCAUUCAGAGAGCUGCUAAGAAGCUACAAGUCACAAAAAAGCUAUUAGAAAAGGAAUUAAGCACAAGUCAACAUGGUGUCGAAUUCACUACAACACAAGCGGUUGAUAUUGUGUAUGGAGGAGUGAAGAUCAACGCAUUGCCAGAAGAAGCAACGGUUUUGAUUAAUCAUCGAAUAGAUGCAAAUCUAGAUGUACAGUACGUUCGUGAUCAUCUUAAACACUUGGUCAGUCAAGUUGCCAACGAGUACGGUCUUGGCGUGAAAGCAUGGCAAAGUGAAGAUGAAUUCGUACAUUCUGUCAAAAAUGAUCAAUUCGCCAAAAGUCACUUUAUCGAGUUACAAGAUGCUUUCCACUCAGCUCUUGAACCUGCUCCUCUUACGCCUUUACAAGGUAAAGAUGCUUCGCCUUAUCGUUUGCUAAGUUCAGUCAUCAGACACACUUACGCCAAUGAAGCAAAGGGUAAAGAAGGUUUACGGGUUGUGCCUUCUUUGAUGGGAGGAAAUACAGAUACAAAAUCGUAUUGGAAUUUGACACAACACCUAUUCCGAUUCGCGCCUGGAACAUUGACACCUUUACCAAAAGGUGUCCGAUACGAUGCCGGCAUUCAUACGGUUAAUGAAAUCGUACAAAUUGAUUCACUUUCGGAUGGAUUCCGUUUCUAUACUGCAAUGAUGCUUGCCGCUCAAGAGGAUAUGUAGUUCUAUCUCUAUAGAAAGAAUAUUAUGAAGUCAGCAUGAGUAAUAAUGAAUUUGUAGUGAAUGUCAUUGCAAAUGCGUAAAAAUGUCUUCCCGCG
Meira miltonrushii is the source of this 2036-nucleotide messenger RNA. Its product is annotated as carboxypeptidase S. Gene Ontology annotation, molecular function: metallocarboxypeptidase activity. Bases 58 to 1941 code for a protein of 627 amino acids. The record is from RefSeq and is a predicted model, not a curated record. Lineage: Eukaryota; Fungi; Basidiomycota; Exobasidiomycetes; Exobasidiales; Brachybasidiaceae. The transcript has 2 exons. Gene Ontology annotation, cellular component: fungal-type vacuole lumen.